AUGGCGGCGUCAUUGGCUAAGGCCACGGCUGUCACGAUGGCCGUGGCAGGGCUUGGAGCGAAUGAUGUUCAUCCGGGAGCUCCGUUUGAACAGGCGCUUGAGCAGUUCAAGAAGGGGCUACGACCAAAGCAUCGAUCGACAUUCCAAACAACCACGCUUCCCGAUCUUCUUGCAGCAAUUGACAAAAUUCAGAAGGAGCAGCACUCCAGUCGACGACUUCAAGCCGUUGGACGAUUGAAGCCCACUCUUGAAGCGCUUAAUCAAUUGGGCAAGGUCGUUGAGACGUUUACAAACACAUCAGAAUUUGUCGCUUUUGUCUGGAUUGGUAGCUCCUUUGUGGAAGCAUUCACUGAGCUCCUUAGUAUCUAUGAGAGUCUUGGAGAGGAGCUGCCGCUUGUCCAACAGUACGAAGCCAUUUUCUCGAAGGAUUCAGACAUGAAGAGGGUCCUGGCCUAUCUCUACAAGGACGUCCUGGAGUUUCAUCACCGGGCGUUGAAGUACUUCCAGCAGCCGAUGUUGAAGCAGCUAUUUCAGGCGACCUGGAAAACUUACAAGUCUCGGUUCGACGAUCUGAUCAACGGCAUCAAGAGGCACAGGGAACUAAUUGUUUAUCACGCCAAUUUGUUACGUAUCAAGGCAUCCUUAGACGACAGACGCAACAUAGACCAGCAAUUCAGCCAGAUCGCCGGCGCUGUUAACCAGGCCAGCCUGUCUAUCAAGGCAUGUUUGGAUGAGCGAAAAGUCAGAGACCAACAGCUCAAGGAGAUGGCUGAUGCCGAGAGCAACAGAAAGCUUCGCGAGUUGCAGGGGUGGCUGAGGGCCAGCAAUGUUGCCAAUGACCAACAUGAGUUCUGCAAGCUUCGAGGCGAAUACCCAGGUACAGGAUCAUGGUUACUGGAUAAUCCAAAGUUCAAAGAGUGGUUUGAAACACCCUGUCAGCUGAUGCCUCCAGUGUUGUGGCUCAAUGGUAUUCCAGGUGCAGUUGUCGAAAAGGCCCAGCAGCUCAACCCCCCUCCGGCCGUCUUGUACUUCUUUUGCAAACAUGGCGACAACGAACGAGACAAUUUUGUCUCCAUCGCGCGCAGCUUCCUCUCUCAACUUCUUCCGUAUAAUCGAGAUAUACUGCUUCCAUACUAUCACGAUAAAUAUCAGAGUAGCACGGAGGCAGUCCUGGACACCCGAAGCAUCAUCGAAGAUUUACUCAAGGUGCCCAUUCGAAAUUUCCCGCACGUGUACAUCAUCCUGGACGGGAUUGAUGAGUGCCCGAGGAAAGAACGCGACAUCAUAGCCUCCUGGUUUCGCGAACUUGUUGAGGACCUUCCACAGAGUAAUCCCACACAAAUUCGAUGUCUGUUUGUGAGCCAAGAAGAUGGGGUAGCACGAAAGGACUUUGCGGGUGUUUCUGUGAUCAAAAUUCGAAGCCAGGACAACCUGCGCGACAUUGAACAAUACAGCGCCAAGUGGGCGAUCGACAUCCAGAAGAAAUUUGAGCUUCCCGACACCAAGCGAGAAUCGAUCGCAAAGCUCAUUGUUGACGCUGCCGGAGGCAUGUUUCUACUUGCCAAGUUAAUUUCCACCAACCUUCUUCAUCAACUUGAUGUCGAGGAGUUGGAAUAUGAGCUUGAACCAGGACGAUUCCCGCGCGAGAUCAAUGCUGCUUACUCUCGAAUUAUCGUGAGAAUAUUCGACCAUGUGACCGAGUCGGAACAGCACGGGAGUAGGAUGCUACUGAGCUGGCUGGUUUGCGCCAAACGGUCCAUGAAGUGGCAUGAGAUCCAGGGCGUGAAGUCCAUUGACUUGGAAACAAAGUCGGUAGAUUUCCAACGCUUGCGGUUUCGCGUUGACUCAAAAGAUCUUUGCGGAUCGCUCGUUGAAAUCCGGUCCGACGGGACGGUAGAACUUGUUCAUCUGACCGCUAAACUUGAAAAACAUGUCAACCCAGCGCGAGGAGAAUUGCAACUAGCUUCUCUGUGCGUCAAUUAUCUCAACUUUCCUAUCUUCAACGAUGAGCUUGAACCCAAAGAGAAGCAUUGUCUCAUCCUUAAUGGGUCCUACGCGUUCAUGGACUAUGCCAUUGUUUACUGGGUGCGGCAUCUUGAGGCUAGUUUGGCAUCUCUGGAAAAAGACGGUACCGAUGCGCGCGAUAUUUCCGAGACCCUAGAAGAUUUUAUUGAGCUUCACUACAUCAAUCCAGCCACUCACUUUCCCGUCUCACAAGGAAACGCUGCAAGACUUCGCUGCUUUGAGGAUCUGGAUUGUCAUGACCGACUGCAGCAGGCAGUCAUAUCGACACGAAAGCAGCUUACAUUCUACGGUGAGAUGAACAAAGCCGAGAUUGCCCUCGACCUUGUGGACAUUGUGGAGAGUAUUCGAGCUGCACUUGAAAGGCUGCUGCUAGGGAUCCAGAACGGGGAUGGGGUGGCAGCCAAGCUUGAAAAGCACUAUGGUUCUAACCUCUUCAAAUGUCCCAGGCUCAGCUGCAAAUUCUUCACGAACGGGUUUGCAACCGCUGAGCGACGGAACCAACACCUUGGAAAGCACCAGAGGCCUUUUCGAUGUGCCAUUGAGGGUUGUUUGAGUGGAACCACCGGUAUGGCGUCGGAGAAAGAGCUACAAAAGCACAUGAAGGAAUCUCAUGGCGGGUAUCAGUCUCACGACGAGUUUCCAGACAACGAUGAAGUAUAUCGGAGUCUCCAGCCACAGUUAUCCAUAACCAACUCCGGCAAUCAGACAGGUUUGGUAAUUCAAGAGCCUACCGUGGCGGAAACGACAACAACUGAAGCACCUGAAGCCCAAGACCCAGCAUCUGAUAAUGUCGCUCGCGAAGUGAUAGGACAUCAACGGCAGCAGAGUAAUAAAAGACAAAAGAUUGAGUACAUAUGCUGGUUUUGCUACAAAGUCUAUAACCGCAAAUUCAACCUCGACUCACAUCUUUUAACUCAUAGCGAGGACCGGCCUUGGAAGUGCGACCUCUGCACCAAAGCCUUUGCGCGGGAAAGCGACUUGAAGAGACAUCGGCAAGGCCAUGAUGAAGGGAGCCAUGUUCCGUGCCAAGGGUGUGGCAAGAAGUUUGCACGCCAGGAUACAUUGGCGAAUCACCACAAGUCAAAGUUGGGGAAAAGGUGCUUGUCAGCCUUGAAUUUGCAAAACCAUGCUGAAGAGUCAACUCCAUCGGCGUAG
Podospora anserina S mat+ is the source of this 3180-nucleotide messenger RNA. RefSeq lists its product as uncharacterized. NCBI's taxonomy places the organism in Eukaryota, Fungi, Ascomycota, Sordariomycetes, Sordariales, Podosporaceae. The coding region runs from base 1 to 3180 and encodes 1059 amino acids. The record is from RefSeq and is a predicted model, not a curated record. The transcript has 7 exons.